AUGGACCCAACAGUCAAAUAUCUGCUAUCACUGGGGGCCAUCAGAGACCGCGCCAAGGUAGUCGGACAAGCAGCGAGAGAUGGAAACCUCAACCACUUCGAUGUCCAUGAAGACAAACUGGACGAUGUUGCGGACUUCGUGACUUCUGUCAUCAAGCGUGACUACGGCCCAGACAAGUUCGACACUAUUCCACCUCACGGCCGCUGGCAGCACUUCGAGGUAGGUGGUGUGCCUCGAAUUGCCGACUUGCUUGAGAAUUGGAAGAAGGCUGGAUGCGAUGACAAAGAGCUUACACGUCGACUGAUUGACCUCUUCUUUGUAUCGGUGCUCCUGGAUGCUGGCGCAGGUGAUCACUGGAAGUAUGUCGAGCCUGGAACAGAACGAUCGUACGAGCGAAGUGAGGGUAUUGCUGUCGCCAGUCUGUAUAUGUUUCUUGAAGGUGGAUACACUGCCGUGGAAACCGGUACUCCACUUGUAGACGGCAAGGGACUCGCCCAACUUACGACUGGGGCUCUCGCCAAAGGUCUUCAGGUGACAGAAAGCAACCCUAUGUUGGGAGUCGAAUCGAGAGCAAACCUACUCAGAGGGCUAGGACAAUCGCUUCUCGUCCACCCUGACAUCUUCGGUGAAGCAGGCCGCCCAGGAAACGCCGUUGACUAUCUGUUAAAGUCCGCUAGUGACUCCUCAACACUCGACAUCCUCACCUUCUGGAAUCUUCUGCAAACACUGCUCAUUCCAAUCUGGCCGCAAGACCGCACAACGAUCAAUGGCUCUCCCAUCGGUGACGCCUGGCCGCUGGGCGCACUGGCAAAACAAGCAGGUUCCUCGAACGAAGACAAAAGCAAACCGGAAUUUAUCCAGCCUUUCCACAAGCUGACACAAUGGCUCACCUACUCGCUGAUGGUCCCGUUCCAGCGUAUCCUGGGCAUCAAAUGGAUCAAUGCAGAGUCGCUCACUGCUCUACCCGAGUAUCGAAAUGGCGGUCUGUUCGUGGACAUGGGCGUUCUUUCACUCAAGAAAGCCACGCUCGACGCCGGUUUGAAAGCAUCUGAAGAAGCCUUUCCACAGUUUGCAGCCGGCGACGACGUAAUCGUCGAGUGGCGAGCCAUGACCCUGGUAUUGAUUGACAAGCUUUACCCCAUGAUCUUGGCUCGGAUGGAUGGUGCAUAUCUCAGUAUGGCACAACUGCUGGAGGCUGGAACGUGGAAGUCUGGGAGGGAGACGGCGGCGAAGCUAAGACCGAAGACGAAGUCGAGUCCAAUUAUCAUUCAGAGCGAUGGCACUGUGUUCUAA
Molecule: messenger RNA, 1293 nt
Organism: Macroventuria anomochaeta
Lineage: Eukaryota; Fungi; Ascomycota; Dothideomycetes; Pleosporales; Didymellaceae
Product: DUF1688-domain-containing protein
Exons: 4
Coding region: 1-1293 (430 amino acids)
Source: RefSeq, a predicted model, not a curated record